UCCAAUCAGAGUGGAGGAUCUGACGUCCCUUCGUUGCCGUGACAACGAGGUGCACACGCUUUAGCUGGCUCCCUGUGGCGGUUUGGUUCGGGCCCAUGUCAUGUCGCGACAAAAGAAUCCAAGUUACAAGGGCCAUGGAUUGUCAAAAGGAAAAGAGCGAGAACAGAGAACAUUAAUCCGGUUCAAGACCACGCCCAUGAACACGCUCAUGGACGUUCUGCGCCGCAGGCCCGGUUGGGUAGAAGUGAAAGAUGAAGGCGAGUGGGAUUUCUAUUGGUGUGACCUCAGCUGGCUGCGGGAGAACUUUGACCACACCUACAUGGGUGAGCACGUGAGGAUCAGCCACUUCCGGAACAACUACGAGCUUACCAGGAAAAACUACAUGGUAAAGAACCUGAAGCGGUUCCGGAAGCAGCUGGAGCGCGAGUCGGGGAAGGUGGAGGCAGCCAAGUGUGACUUCUUUCCCAAAACUUUUGAGAUGCCCUGCGAGUACCACCUGUUCGUGGAGGAGUUCCGCAAGAACCCCGGGAUCACCUGGAUCAUGAAGCCUGUUGCUCGAUCUCAGGGGAAGGGCAUCUUUCUCUUCCGGAGACUGAAAGACGUCAUGGACUGGAGAAAGGACACAAGAAGUUCUGAAGACCAGAAAGAUGAGAUGCCGGUGGAGAACUAUGUGGCUCAGCGUUACGUGGAAAAUCCCUACUUAAUAGGAGGCCGAAAGUUUGACCUGCGCGUCUAUGUGCUGGUGAUGUCGUACAUCCCUCUGCGAGCUUGGCUGUACCGCGAUGGCUUCGCCCGCUUCUCCAACACUCGUUUUACACUGAAUACCAUCGAUGACCAUUAUGUUCACCUUACCAAUGUUGCCGUGCAGAAGACAUCUCCAGACUAUCACCCAAAAAAGGGCUGCAAGUGGAUGAUUCAGCGCUUCCGGCAGUACCUGGCAUCCAAGCAUGGUCCUGAGGCUGUGGAGGCGCUCUUCCGUGACAUGGACAACAUCUUCAUCAAGAGCCUGCAGAGCGUGCAGAAGGUGAUCAUCAGUGACAAGCACUGCUUUGAGCUGUAUGGUUAUGACAUCCUCAUUGACCAGGACCUCAAGCCGUGGCUCCUAGAAGUCAAUGCGUCUCCUUCACUGACGGCCAGCAGUGAGGAAGACUAUGAACUCAAGACCUCUCUGUUGGAAGAUACCCUGCAUGUGGUGGACAUGGAGGGCAGGCUCACAGGAAGGGAGAAGAGAGUCGGGGGCUUCGACCUCAUGUGGAAUGAUGGCCCUGUCAGCAGAGAGGAGGUGCCUUCUGACCUACUGGCAAUGGGGAACUUUGUGACCAACACUCACCUAGGCUGCGUCAACGAUCGGAAGGAGCAGCUGAGGCAGUUGUUCUGGUCCCUUCAAAUGCAGAAGAAAGCUUCUGGCUGACCCCAGCCAGGAGGCAUGAGGACCUGGGCAGGUGCCACCCUGGCCUCUCACAGCAGGUCUCCAGCACAGCUCAGGAUGCUGCUGACAUUUUGAUGUCUCUUUGGUCAUGGUGAAGAGUCCUCUGGGCUAGGAAGUUUGUCUU
Molecule: messenger RNA, 1553 nt
Organism: Acomys russatus (golden spiny mouse)
Lineage: Eukaryota; Metazoa; Chordata; Mammalia; Rodentia; Muridae
Gene: Ttll9
Product: tubulin tyrosine ligase like 9
Exons: 14
Coding region: 101-1411 (436 amino acids)
Biological process (GO): microtubule cytoskeleton organization; protein polyglutamylation
Cellular component (GO): cilium
Molecular function (GO): tubulin-glutamic acid ligase activity; tubulin binding
Source: RefSeq, a predicted model, not a curated record